Messenger RNA from Aspergillus versicolor CBS 583.65, 1530 nucleotides. RefSeq lists its product as uncharacterized. The record is from RefSeq and is a predicted model, not a curated record. Lineage: Eukaryota; Fungi; Ascomycota; Eurotiomycetes; Eurotiales; Aspergillaceae. The coding region runs from base 220 to 1455 and encodes 411 amino acids. The transcript has a single exon.
GAGUAGUGCGACAAGCAAGUUCCCCAUUGCGGACAAUGCACCCGCCUGCGCGAGAAAUGUCCUGGAUACCGGGACGAGUGGGAGCUCGUCUUCCGCGACCAGACCGGGCAGACCAUCCAGCGAUCCAAGGAAAAGCAAAAGAGUAAAAAUGCGAUAUGCCCUGAGACACAGCAUACCAAAGCCGAAUUGGCCAUGCCACCCCGCAGCCUCAGCCCCAGCAUGGGCCAGAGAGGCGUCAACUACUUCUUCCACCACUUCGUCACCGGCGACCACAGCCCAGAACGCGGCUAUCUCAACUACAUCCCCGCCGUGCUCGGCGCGGACGGGGACCACCCAACCCUCGUAGCAAGCAUGGCAGCCGUGGGCCUGGUCGCGUUAGCAAACUCCACCCGGCAGCCCGAGCUGGUCCGGCACGCGCGAGCCAAGUACUCGCAGGCGAUCUGCAGUUUAAACGACGCCCUGGCGUGUCCUGUGGAAUCAUGCAAGGACAGUGUACUGAUGUCCGUGAUUUCGCUAGGUGUUUUCGAGCACUUUUCUAAUUUCGAGUCUUGGGUGCGUCAUGUUAAGGGGGCCGCGGCGCUGGUUGUCGUUCGUGGCAGGGGUCAGUUCCGGAGUAAGGUCUCCAUUUUGAUGUUUAAUCAGGUCCGCGCGGAUAUGAUAAUUUCCUGCCUGCAUACGAAUAGACCCUUUCCACAGGAUAUGCUUUCGCUGCAGGAGGAGGCGUGCAACUACACUGACCCCAUGAGCACGUUCUGGCUACUAGGGGUAUAUGCAACUCGAUGUGUAAACCUCCUGUUUGGCGUGCACAACAAGGUCGGUGGCCUUCCAUGGUCACAUUGGAUCGAGGAGGCGUCAACCCUGCAAUCCGAUUUUCAAUACAUCCUGGGCACCCUGGCAAUUCAGGAACCGUAUAGCACAAUCCGCCAAUCCCCACUGGACCCAGCUGCGGCAUAUAAUGGGCGGUAUGAUGUGUACAGCAGUCCGUGGGCGAUCAGGGUCUGGAACCAUGCUCGCCUCAUGCAGAUGAUUGUCAGCGAGAUUAUGUUCUUUCUGCUGAACGGGGUUCUCAGGGCCAAUCCGCCUCCGCCUUCCUCAGCCAUAGCAGCUGCGACGGUGAAGUUACAAGAUACCGUUCAGAUUCUGUCCGGGCUGGGAAGUGACUUGAUAGCCACCGUUCCACAGGUUUUAGGCGUGGUCGGCCCAGACCGUCUCUCCGCUGCCUCGGAUGCAGGAGUCUCUGGAGGGUACUUACUUAUCUGGUCCCUCUACAUGGUAGGGAAAUGUCCAGUCACAACAGACAAGGCACGGAAGUGGGUCAUUGGACACAUGCGACGGAUCGUGGGGAGUUCAGGCAUUGCAAUGGCGGAGCGGUUGCUGGACGAUGUUGUUAGGAUAGACAACAGCUGUGCGUCGGAGAGGACUGUGUCGUAUACACCAUCGGAGCUUGAAACAUAAGUUCAAUAUAGAAUAUAGACUGCAUAUAUCGAGAUUACCAAAUUGUGGAGAGCUGAAUAAUCCACUCCAUUCCCC